CCACAGACAGUUUCUCCAUCAAUACAUAUAAUGCAUUUGUUAAAAAGUUGUGGAAUGAACUAUCUCCAAAGUUGAUUGCGUUUGUUGUGACAGUCGUAUGUACACUCCUUAUAGCAGUUGAAGGAUUUCUACUACUAAUUUGCUAUAAAGGAAAAGAAAAAGAUCCAUUUCCUCCAAAUGACGUCUGUUUACACACAGACAACAAUGGAAUAACUGUUAGAUGGUCUAAUCCGUCACAUACAACAACAGAUAAAAUAUCGCAGUUCAAAAUAAAAUGGAAUGUUAAUGACUCAGAAGAGGGGUCUACUCAAAAUGUACCAGGUACGGUCAACAAAUGUGUAAUUCCUGAUGUGUUUCCAAGUGCAACAUACAAAAUUACUGUGACGACAUGCAUAGGUGAACACUACGAAAAUGAACGUGGUGGAUUCGCGAGAGAAAGUGCACCAAGCGAGGAAAGUAAAAUUACAACUAAAGAUCCAGAACCACCACGAGAUUUAAAAGCUACAGCAGGAAUAAGUGGCAUUAACCUUACGUGGAUUCCGCCGCAGUAUCCAUCUUUUGCAAAGAUUAACAAGUAUAAGAUUCAAAGAAUAAGCAAUGCUCAGAAGGAUAUCAUAUAUUCCUCGGUAGACAAGACUUCUUACUUAAUGCACGAUGUUUUGCCAUCUCAGACGUAUUUGUUUACCAUUAAAACGUGUUGUGGCACGUUUGAAAAUGAAUGUGAAAGUAAAAGUAACGCCCCUGUCAAAUGUACUGCUAUAGAACCACUUCCGCCAAACAACUUGAAAGCAUCAAUUAGCCUCGAAGGCAUCUACAUUACUUGGUCUGUCCCAGAAUAUCCAACGAUAGAUAAAAUUCGCCACUUUUUAUUAGAAGUCAAUGGGGGUAACACAAGAACUAUCAAUGUAGAGUCAGACAAGACUUUCGUGACUAUUUCUGAUGUCUUUCCAUCCACAUCUUAUACCAUUUGUAUGGCAACAUGUGUGAGAACUCCAAAUGAGAUUCAAACAGAUAAGGAGCAAUCAAGUGGAAUCAAAACUAAGAGUGAAUAUACAGAGAUGGUCAAAUGUAAAACACAAGAACCACUUCCGCCUAAGGAUUUGAAAGCAUUGACCGACUUCAAAGGCAUCCAUAUAUCUUGGUCUGUACCAGAAUAUCCAACGCUUUCUAAGAUUUGCCACUUUAUAUUGGAAGUCAAUGCAGGUAACAAAGAAAUUAUAAACGUAGAGUCAGACAAGACAUCAUUCCUAAUAUCUAAAGUGUUCCCGUCAACAUCUUAUUCCAUUCGCAUGUCAACAAGUGUAAGAACUGGGACUGAGAUUCAAACAGAUGAGAACCAAUCAAGUGGAAUUAAAACUGAGAGUGAAUAUACUGAUGAAAUCCAAUGUAAAACACCAGAACCAUUACCUCCAAUGGAUGUCACAGCUACUCCCAGACCAAAUGGAGUAAUUGUCUCUUGGACUUGUCCUGACUAUCCUGCAAUUGACAAAAUUCAAUGUUAUAAAUUGGAAAUGACCAAUCUUAACGAUGAAAAGCAAACUAGGGAUAUCAAACCUAAUAAAAAUGGCGAUGGGAGUAUUUUGAUGUCAGGUGUAUCUUCUCAAACUGAAUAUUCGUUUACCAUUGCAACAGCCUCCAAUGGUCCAACAAGUCUUGACGGAAUAUGCCAAUUACCAUGUGUUACUGAAAGUAUUCCCAGCAAAGUCGUUAAAUGUGUAACAAAAGUUAUAUGUGAAGAGACAAAAGUAAAGGAAGAGAAAAAGAAUUUUCUUCAUUUAGAAAAACUUAUCCACAUGGCAAACACAGCUAUAAUUCAGAAAAUUGAAGAGAAAAUAUCAGAUACAAAUCUGGAAAUUACUCAUUUGGAUACUGCAGCACACUUUUUAAAUUCAUUGUCUAUAGAUCAAAAGGAGUCCAUCUACUGCACGAGAGAUAAUUACGUAACCACAUCGUCUAUGGAUUAUGAUCUUGUUCUACUACUACGUUUUUGGUUAAGUUCAAAAGAACAAGAGGUUCCAACCAUGCAGUUUGACAAGAUGCCGUCUAUAGAUGAUAAAAGUACACAAGCCGAUUUAUCUAGAAUCUUUUUGACUAGGAAACGUUAUCAAAAUUAUCCACUGAAAUCGAUUUCAGCAAAAGAAUUUGAAGAAGAAUUAAAAUGUGUUUAUAUGGCUGUUCUCAGGCUUUGUGGUAACAAGUUCAACGAAAAAUACAAUAGAGUUCUUCGUCAACUUUCCAGUCAAGUAUCUCGACAGAAGUCAAUAGCGAACGAUGAAAAAAACGGGAACCAGGAUAUUUUAGAAGCGAUUCUUCAAGAUGAAGAUAAAAAUAGUAAUGAACCGUACAGGUGUUCCUGCCAAGAUAUACACAAACUAGAAGUCAGGACCUGGAAAAAGAGUACAGACAAUUUCAAAAUCAAAGGUGUCAUUGGUGGCCUGCAAAAACAGCUUGAAGACUCAUCAUGUGUGGCACUAGUAGGAACAGAAAACGAGGAAGUAAACGCUUUUUUACAUCAUAUUGCAUUAGCGUUUGUAGAGCUAAAUGACUUCUAUUUUAUAACUCCUUGUAAAUCCCCUGUUGAAGUUGUACAACACUAUAAGUUUGAUAGGUAUCAAUUGUUUGUUUUAGAAGAUGCUUGUGGUCGGCCAUUUCCUGUACAAGACUCGGUUCAGUAUUUUAUUGAACAUGACAGUAGUUUCAAACAAAUGUUACAAGCCGGCAAGACGAAAAUCAUGAUUUCUUUCACCGCAGGUGUCUAUUGGAAAACGAUUUUUUCGAAAGCUGAUUCGUUCUUCAGUAAAUAUAUAAAGGACUUAGCACCCGAAUAUUCAGGUCAAUUUGCACCGCAACAAUCCGUCAGAACUGUCGAAUUUGAAAUUACUUGGAGAGAACAAUUGGACGAAUGGUUUUUGAAUGAUAAGUCAAAACAUUGUGCAUUGUUUUUAACUACAAUACAUAAUGGUUGUAUGAGCAGUUUAUGUUUUAAACAACAUGAAAUUCAGCCGGAAACAGAUCUAAUUCGACCAAUUCUAGAGAAAUAUUCACUUGACUGUGGUCAAGUAAGAGCUAGCUUAUUGGAUCAUUUCGGAAAUUAUGUUUUAAAAGAUGGGGAACAGUACAGAAUUUCGAAUUCAAUGAUGUUUCAUUUUCUCUGUUGUUACUUUUGUGCACAUAAGGAUUUGCAGGAGUUGUUCUUGCAGUUGGUUGAUGGAAAGGUUUUUUAUGGAAAAUUGGUGUUGGAAUGUACACAAGAAAAAUUUGGGGAAGACUUCGUUUCUGUAAAUAACACGCAGGAGGAACGUUAUUUUAGUCGAAUACUUGAUGAUGUGUCUCGAAAAGAUUACAGUGUAUUUUAUUCCAGACAAAUGCAAGUUCCUGCAUUUAGACAAAAACUAAUUGCUCAGGUUACCAAAAUGGGUGGGAAUUGGAUAAUUGGUAUGAUAAAUACAAAAGAGCUACAAGAAAUCGCUAUCACUGGACAAUUUCAGAGAUCCCCAUUAUUGAUGGCCUGUAGCCAAGGCUAUGAAGAGCUUGUCUCUUUUAUGUUGCACCAUGUAGAUAAAAAUAUCAAAGAUAAAACCGUGUCUGCUCUGUUUAGGAUAACAGUUGAUCAAGGAUACCCAUUAUCAGUAGUAAGAUUGCUGAAAAGAAGUGAUGUCAAUCUGAAUAUUGUUUGGGAUGAUUCAUGGACCGCUUUAAAUGCUGCUUGUCAACGAGGAAAUCAAGAUAUAGCAAACUUUUUGAUUGAUGAAGGGUCAACUUUCGAUAAAGUUGAUGCAUUAGGAACUACUCCUUUAAUGUUAGCAUGUUACACGGGAUUAUAUGAAACAGUGCAAUUGAUGAUUAAAAAAGGGGUAGACAUCAACGUGUUAAACAACCGGAAAAUGUCCGCUCUUAAAUAUGCAUGUAUAAGUGGGCAUACAAAUAUCGUUUCAUUGCUUCUAGACAAUGAUGCUGACUCUAGAACCGUAUGCCAAGAUGGCAAAACACCACUUGUAAUAGCGUUUGAGGAAAAGCAUGACCAUAUUAUCACAUUACUAAAAAACAAAGGUUCCGAUGUCGAAAAUACAGAUAAAUUCGGGAAGACAUCUUUAGCCAUGGCGUGUACUAAUGGGGACAAUGAUACAGUGAAAAGUCUAAUCAAAUUAGGAGCGAAUAUUAAUUUCCGUGACAAUGAAGGAUGGGUGCCGCUUAGUCGAGCGUGUAAGAGAGGAGCAGAAAGCAUUGUUAAAGUUCUUUUAAUCGAAAAAAUCUUAGACCUUAACAUUGCAGACAAUGACGGGUGGACACCUCUGAAAAAAGCAUCUUUGAAUGGGCACAGUAAAGUUGUUGAGAUCUUGUUGAAUACACAUAGACUUGAAAUUGAUAAAGCUGACAAUGGUGGAUGGACUCCACUUAUGUCAAGUUGCCAAAAGGGACAUGUAAAGGUUGCAAAACUCCUUAUAUGUGGAAAUGCAGAUGUAAAUUAUAGGAGUAAUGACGGAAUAACACCACUCAUGACUGCAGUUAAGAACGAGCAUGUUGCAGUCAUUAAUUUACUUCUUGAAAAUAAUGCAAACGUUGAUCUCGAUGAUAAUGAUGGAUGGACACCACUUAGAGUUGCGUGUAACGAUAAAAAAUAUAAAGCUGCUGAACUUCUUCUUCAGAAACGUCCUGAUGUCGAUAAACCUGAUAAAAAAGGUUACACACCCCUUAAAAUAGCAUGCGAGAACGGACAUUAUAAGAUUUCCUCACUUCUCAUCAAUGCAGGAGCAAACGUAAACUGGAAAGACACGGACGGAUGGACGCCUCUCAUAACUGCAUGUAAGGAAGGCAAUUUAAAGAUAUGUAAAUUACUUAUGUCACAUGAAGCAGAUAUUAACAUACCAGAUUUAAAUGGUUGGACACCACUUAAAACUGCGGCAGCGAACGGACACACGGAAAUCGUCGAAUGCCUUUUGAAGAAAGGAGUCAUUUUAGACAAUCAUGAUAACGACGGUUGGACGGAACUCAUGUCAGCAUGUCAGUUUGGUUACGAAAAAAUUGCAAAACUCCUUGUAGAAAACGGCUCAUGUGUAAACCACCAGAGUGUGACGAAAUUAACCCCAUUGAUUGCAGCCUGUCAAAAUAACAAGAGAAAAGUAAUGACGUUUCUUAUCAAGAAUGAAGCAAAUGUCAACGUUUGUGAUGUUAACGGAUGGACGCCGUUACAUUUCACAUGUAUUAGAGAACACAUAAAAGCCUCAUAAAUUCUGAUUUGAAAAGGAGCUAAUGUUAAUAAAGCUGACAAAAAAGGGUGCACUCCCCUGAAAAUUGCAUGUACAAAUAAAAAUCCCAAACUUGCUGAGAUCCUAAUAAAUGCCAAAGCUGAUGUUAAUUUAUUAGAUAAUGAUGGUUGGAGUCCUCUGAAAACAGCAUGCAGGGUAGGCGAUAAAGACACGGUAGAAUUGCUUUUGAAUAACAAUGCUGACAUAAACAAAGAAGACAAAGAAGGAUGGACGCCACUGAAAAGUGCUUCUGUCAAUGGCCAUUAUCAAAUUGUCAAAAAACUACUAAAGAAAAAAGCAGAGAUUAACGAAGUUGAUCAUG
This is a messenger RNA of Mytilus californianus (California mussel), 5568 nucleotides long. RefSeq lists its product as uncharacterized. Lineage: Eukaryota; Metazoa; Mollusca; Bivalvia; Mytilida; Mytilidae. The transcript is spliced from 12 exons. The coding region runs from base 648 to 5228 and encodes 1526 amino acids. Gene Ontology annotation, molecular function: protein binding. The record is from RefSeq and is a predicted model, not a curated record.